Messenger RNA from Brassica rapa (field mustard), 2807 nucleotides. RefSeq lists its product as uncharacterized. Lineage: Eukaryota; Viridiplantae; Streptophyta; Magnoliopsida; Brassicales; Brassicaceae. The record is from RefSeq and is a predicted model, not a curated record.
UGAUGCACCAAGAUGGAAGCCUAAAAAUGAACGGCGUAGGACAAAAGUACCAUAUAGUCGUAUGUGGUAUCUACCUAUUGCUGACAGAUUGAAGAGAAUGUACCAGAGCAAGAAGACUGCAUCAGCAAUGAGAUGGCAUGCAGAGCACCAAGCAAAAGAGGGUGAAAUGUGUCAUCCGUCAGAUGCGGCGGAGUGGAAAUACUUUCAAGAUCAACAUCCCCGUUUUGCAGAAGAACCUCGCAAUGUUUAUCUUGGCUUAUGUACGGAUGGCUUCAAUCCAUUUGGAAUGUCUAAUAAUCAUUCGUUGUGGCCAGUGAUCUUGACUCCAUAUAAUCUACCCCCUGGUAUGUGCAUGAAGACAGAGUACUUGUUUCUCACAAUUUUGAAUUCUGGACCGAAUCACCCGCGAGCUAGUCUAGAUAUCUUCCUCAAACCUUUGAUUGAGGAGUUGAAAGAGUUAUGGUCUACUGGAGUUGAAGCAUAUGAUGUCUCCUUGAAUCAAAAUUUCAAUCUUAAAGCAGUGCUUCUUUGGACGAUAAGCGACUUUCCGGCAUAUGGCAUGCUAUCAGGAUGGACGACCCAUGGGAAGUUGUCUUGUCCAAUUUGCAUGGAAGAUUGUAAGGCUUUUUAUCUGACUAAUGGAAGGAAGACCUGUUGGUUUGAUUGUCAUCGAAGAUUUCUUCCUCGUAACCAUCCACUGAGAAAGAAUAAAAAGGACUUCUUGAAGGGAAAACACGCUUUGAAUGAUUUUCCACCUGAAUCUUUGACUGGUGAGCAAGUUUAUUCGGAGCUGUUAAAUGGUGUCAAUCCACCAAAAACAUCUAAGUGUGGUGGAAAUGGUCAUGACAAGAAGAAACCUGGAUAUGGAAAACGCCAUAAUUGGCACAAGGAAAGCAUAUUCUGGGAGCUGCCAUACUGGAGGGACCUCAUUCUUCGACAUAAUCUUGAUGUGAUGCAUAUAGAAAAGAAUUUUUUUGACAACAUCAUGAAUACUCUUAUGAAUGUGAAGGGUAAGUCGAAAGACACAAUCAAGUCAAGAUUGGAUAUAGCACUUUUCUGUGAUAGGGAACAUUUACAUGUUGAUAGCAAUGGGCAAGCUCCUUUCCCUCCCUACACAUUGGACAAGAACGCAAGAACAAGUUUAUUGGAAUGUGUGAAACAUUCGGUUAAAUUCCCAGAUGGUUAUGCUUCAGACCUAGCUAGGUGUGUUGAUCUUGAGAAUGGCAAGUUUUCAGGCAUGAAGAGUCAUGACUGCCAUGUUUUUAUGGAGAGGCUACUUCCAUUUAUACUUGCAGAACUCCUAGACCAAAACGUCCAUCUUGCGUUAUCAGGUGUUGGUAUAUUUUUCCGUGACCUUUGCUCGAGGACUUUGCAGAAAAGUCGGGUCAAACAACUUAAACAAAACAUAGUUUCGAUAAUCUGCAAUUUGGAAAAGAUCUUUCCACCAUCAUUUUUUGACGUGAUGCAGCACUUGCCUAUACAUCUCCCAUACGAAGCUGAACUAGGAGGCCCCGUGCAAUAUAGGUGGAUGUAUCUUUUUGAAAGGAAUUUCAAAAAGUUGAAAGCAAAUGCAAAGAACAAAAGAUAUGCGGCAGGAUCGAUAGUUGAAGCAUAUAUCAACCAGGAGAUCGCUUUUUUCUCGGAGCACUACUUUGCUGACAAUAUACAAACGAAAUCAAGGUUCACGAGAUUUGAUGAAGGUGAAGUCCCCGUAUAUCAUGUCGAAGGAGUACCUGAUAUAUUUACUCACGUAGGUCGUCCAAGUGGAGAAAUGCAAGAAAUAUGGCUAUCCGAAAAAGAUUAUCAAUGCGCACAUUCAUAUGUUUUGCGAAAUUGUGAAUAUUUUCAGCCAUUUGAGAGGAUGUUCGAAGAUUAUAUCAGUGCAAAAUAUCCGGACAUUUCCGAAGAAGAACUCUCCACGAAGAGAGCAGAUGAAUAUCAUAUAUGGGUGAAAGAUUAUGUUAGCUACUGGAGCAACACACAUCCUUUUCCUCUCUGGGUUAAAGAUAUGGCGAAUGGACCCAUGAAUAAAGCUAAAGCAUGGCCUAUCUAUUUCACAAGAGGUUUUUUGUUUCAUACACAGAAGCAUGGUGAGGGACGAAAGACUUGUAACUAUGGAGUAUGUGUUAAAGGAGAGAGUUAUACAAAUAUAACUGAUGAAGCACAUUACUACGGGAUCUUAACUGAUAUCAUAGAAAUCAAGUAUGAGGGGGCGGUCGAUUUGAGAAUCACACUUUUUAAGUGUAAGUGGUAUGAUCCUGUUCUUGGUAGAGGCACUCGGUGAAGCAAUGGUGGUAUCGUUGAUGUUCUUUCAUCAAGGAAAUACUACAAAUAUGACCCAUUUAUUCUAGGUACAUACACACACAUAUAUAUAUAUAUAUAUAUAUAUAUAUUUUUUUUGACAUCAGGUACGUAUAAUAUGUAUAUAUUGAUAUUUGAUAUUACACAGCUUCACAAGCAGAACAAGUUUGUUAUAUCCCGUAUCCAUAUGUAAGGAAACCAAAGCAAUUGUGGCUUAAUGUUCUUAAAGUGAAUCCGAGGAGAUUAAUCGUUGCUGGAGAAUAUGAAGACGUAGCCUCGAUUACGUUACAACAAGAAAACGAUGAUGCUGUUUUGAUGACUACAGUUGAAGACCUACAAUUUGAGCAUUUGGUACAUGCUCGAAAAGAACCAAUAAAUCUCGAUUUCGAAGUGGGAGAUGGAGAACCAAAUGACGAAUUCCGAUGUAAUUUAUCGUCUUCUGAUGAUGAUGUUUAAGUUAUUUGAGGCAAUAUGUAAUGAUAUAUAUUAUUGAAACAUUAACUUUA